AAUGACAUUGCCAGAUCCGUUUAUUUGUUGUUGUUUUCCUUUAUCGGUUUGUGAUAAUGAAAAUGAUAACCUUUCAAAAUACAAGUUCUGGAGGGUUUCACUUUGUAUACGUGUUCAUUUUACAGUAUGAUUAUGAUUAUGGCAGUCAAUUAUGAAUUUAUUUAGAUUGUAUAAUGAAGUAGGUUAUAGUGAAAGUUCUGCAAAAUUCUUCUCACACAUAGUUAUUUCACUAUUCCAAGGUGACAGCUCAGAAUAGUUUUUGUUAUUGUUACAUUGUCAGUUUUAAGCUGUCAUCGAGUUUCAAAUGUCUGAUAAACCAAACCAAUACGUCGCAACUCUUGAUAUUGGAACGUCAACGGUUCGUUGUAUCAUCAUAAAUGACCGUGGAAACCAUGUAGGGUCAUCAACCAAACCAGUUACGUUGCUGUACCCUCAGCCUGGAUAUGUGGAAAUUGAACCUGAACAUUUAUGGGAAACAGUGCUAGAUGUCAUCAAAUUGGCCAUAAAAGAUGCAAAUAUUGAAGCCAGAGAUAUUACGUGUUUGGGGAUCUCCACACAACGAUGUACGUUCAUAACGUGGAACAAGAAAACAGGAAAACAUUACCACAACUUCAUAACAUGGAAGGACUUGCGAGCAGAUUCACUUGUCAGGCAGCACAACUCAUCGUACAUGAUGUGGGGUUUGAGGUUUGGUGCCAAGUGUCUGUACACUGUGACCAGACAGAAGAGGUUCCUAGCCGCUAGUGAUCUGAAGGCUAUGAAUGUGCAGAUAGUAUGCCGACUGGAGUGGGUGUUGCAGCAUGUUCCAGAGGUGCGAUGGGCGGCACAGAACGGCAUGGCGGUUUAUGGCAUGCUGGACAGCUGGCUUCUGUACCGACUCACCGGUGGCAAGUUGCAUGUGACAGAUGCGUCAUGUGCUAGUGCGUCGGGACUGUUUGACCCGUUCACACUGCAAUAUGUUGACCUACUGCUGCGCAUGUACCACAUCCCGGCCAGCAUGUUGCCUCACGUUUGUGAUUCGGGAGGUGAUCACUUUGGACUGACAGCUCCACACCUGUUCGGCCACCCUGUGCCCAUCAGAUGUUCGAUAGCAGACCAAUCUGCCUCUCUAUUCGGCUCCUGCUGUUUCUCAGAAGGUGACACCAAGGUGACUCUCGGCACUGGGACCUUCCUUAAUGUCAACACAGGCAGACAACCUCAUGCUUCCAUAUCAGGUUUGUACCCUCUGGUGGGCUGGAGGGUGGCUGACGAACUGGUCUAUAUGGCAGAAGGUAGCUCAUCGGACACAGCCACUCUCAUAAACUGGCUGCAAGAUAUGGGUUUAGCCAGUAGUCCAGAUGAGACGUCCAAGAUUGCGGCCUCGGUAUCUCACACUGAUGGAGUCAUGUUUAUACCGUCUUUUUCUGGGAUUCAGGCUCCAGUAAACGACAGUCGGGCAGCAGCCGGUUUCAUCGGUUUAAAACCUACAACCCGGCCUGCACAUCUGGUAAGAGCUGUACUGGAGAGUAUCGCAUUCCGAAUAGCACAAGUCUACCAACUGCUGAAACAGGAAAUCAAUUAUCCCUGCUCUCUUGUCAGAGUGGAUGGAGGGGUGUCGUCCAAUGAUUUGAUCCUGCAGAUGACAGCAGACCUGACAGGGUCCCAGAUAGAGAGGGCUGAUAGUGUUGAGAUGUCUGCUGUAGGAGCUGCCUACCUAGCCGGCAUCAGUGCAGGUGUCUGGAAAGACAAAGAAGAAGUAAUGAAGUUGAGGAAAGUUGAUGUGAGUUUCAUGCCAAAAGAUAAGAAUGAAAAAGCAGAAGAGAAACUGAACGAAUGGACAAGAGCACUGGAUAGGUUUCUACAUUGGUAUAGCUAAUAUAGAGCUUUGAUCUAUAUAUCUCAUAUAAAGCAUUUCAGUAAAAUAUUUUAAUUGCAAGUAUUGCAAUGUGAAAAUUUUACUUCCAAUAGCAUUUUGGUUAGAUUAAAUCUACUUAAUUGAUAAUUGUAUUGUAUUCUGAAAACAGUUUUACUAAAAUUCAACAUGCAUUUUACAGCAUAAACCUGACUGCCACUGUUACAUUACGUUUUAUAAUAGGAAUUUUCAUGUUAAUUAGUAUGUAAUUGUGCCUUGAUAUAAUAGCUUACUACCUUGCUCAGUUUAUCUUACAAGGUUACUCUUUAAAUAAGAACCAAUUUUUAAUUCAACUCCAUGUUAUAUUAUUAGUUAAAGUUUUAAAAUCAAGAGUAGUUAGGAGAGUCUUUUAACUAAUACAUUCUGUAAAUUUAUCUUCUAACUAAUACAUUCUGUAAGUUUAUCUUCUAACUAAUACAUUCUGUAAGUUUAAUUAUCUACAUUAGUUCUUUAAUUGUUUCCAUUGCAUUUUACUACUACCUAGUUGAACAAACUUUCUCUGAUUUUCAUUAAAAAUUCAAAAAAUGUUAUUAAUGAAAAAUUAAAAAGAUAUUAUUUUUUAAAGUAAUAGGAAUUUGACUGUUGGAAACAUUAUUUAUGACAUAUUUGAAAUAUGUACACUUUCACUAAUAAAACUUAUAAAUAGUCAAUGUCUGCACCAAUCUCUUGGUCACCAGCAGUAAUCUAUGCGUCCUGGUUAUGGAUAUCUUUACGCUUUAUACUUUGUGAUUUUGUCUGUCAAGAUCUCUCUUUCAUUUACAUUUACUUGAGUUGCUAAUGUACUUUAGAGUGAAGUGUGUGUAUGCUUGAAAAUGUUUGUUCAUAACAAUAGCACACUGUAUAAUCAAUUUUUCUUUAUUGUGAACUCCUAGUACUCAAAAUCAAAAUUGUUAGAGAGUACUAAAUAUAUGUAAACGCACACAUACACAUUAAAGUAUAAUAUUUUUUCUGAAUAUUCAUCCAAAUAAUGGAUUGUAUUUCAGGAACUUUAUAGAGAUGUGUAUAAUAUCAAACCUAAUUAAGAUUAGUUCAUAUAAUGUAACAUUUUAAUUUCUUCAAUAUUGGACAUUUCAUGGCAAGUUUUUUGUAUCUUUGUUUUAUAUUUAUAUUAGUUAAUAAAAUUACUUUAAAUGUCAUAGUAAAACUUAGUUAAAAUGGCAGAUUGAAAUGCAUUGACCAUAUGUGUCUACAGUGUUUAAUAUGUUUCAGAACAUUCCCUCCUUUGUAGUUUUGUAGGUCACAGUAUUUAUGCUGGUUAUCUUGCCCUUAGUACUUUAGUAGGUAUUGUUGUUAUAUUUUGUUACUUAUCGUUUUAAGAUAAAAUUAAUCUUUUCUUUCCAGUUUAAUAAAUAUUAUUUUAAUAUAAACAUAUAUUUGAGUAUUAGUAUUAAUUGUUUCAAAUAAACAUCUACAACGUUUAUAUAAUUGGUUUAUUACCAUUAGUUCUUAAAAAAAUACAUUAUUGUAUUAAGCAUUUAUGAAUUAGUGUUUAUUGAAAUAAGGCCAUUAUUUCUUUUAUUUUUUAUAUUUGAUUCAUUGUUAAACUAUACAUAUCAAAUAUUUUACAAAAAAUAAAUAAUUACCGUUAGUUAAAAAUCAAAAUGUAUGAUUUUGCACUGAUAUGAAAAUGUAUAAUUUUGCGGUGAUAUGAGACUUAAGAACUGUUAUUAGAUAUUAUUGUUGUUAUUUUUAUGCGUUUUAUUAUAUUUAUAUAUAAAUAAACUUUUACACUGUU
This is a messenger RNA of Homalodisca vitripennis (glassy-winged sharpshooter), 3626 nucleotides long. Its product is annotated as putative glycerol kinase 5. The record is from RefSeq and is a predicted model, not a curated record. Gene Ontology annotation, molecular function: glycerol kinase activity. The transcript is spliced from 11 exons. Lineage: Eukaryota; Metazoa; Arthropoda; Insecta; Hemiptera; Cicadellidae. Gene Ontology annotation, biological process: glycerol metabolic process; glycerol-3-phosphate biosynthetic process; triglyceride metabolic process. Gene Ontology annotation, cellular component: mitochondrion. Bases 305 to 1855 code for a protein of 516 amino acids.